Messenger RNA from Rotaria sordida, 567 nucleotides. The record is from the annotation of a GenBank genome assembly. Lineage: Eukaryota; Metazoa; Rotifera; Eurotatoria; Philodinida; Philodinidae.
AUGUCAACAUCAAAUCAUCGAUCUUUGGAAAGAGAAAUUUUCUAUAAUUGUACAUUGCCAAGAUUUGGUUCGUUAUGUCAAUAUGAAAUUAACUAUGUUCAUAAAAACUAUUCAUCUCUAUAUGAUAUGAUCAAUGAUUACUAUGAAGAGCGAUACUUCAGUCCUGAUGUAAAUUGUUAUACUCAUUUACAAUGUAAUCGUGGUCCAUCACCAGCUUGUUUGCAUUGGACAGAGAUUUGUGAUGGUCAAGUUGAUUGCAUCGAUGAUAAAAUGGAUGAAAAAGAUUGUUGGAAAAUUGAAAUUCAUGUAUGUCAAGAUGAUGAAUUCCUAUGUUCGAAUGGACAAUGUAUACCUAUGGCUUUUUAUCAUGAUGAUGAUACUACUACUGAUGAUUGUGCUGACUUGACAGAUGAACGUUCGCCACAACGAAGAGAAUCGUUGAGCUUCAUUUAUAAACAGCCAUCAUUUAUAAAUGAAGAGAAUCAAUUUCGUCCACUACCCAUCGGAAAUCUUAAUUUCGAUCUAACAUGUAUCAUUGUAUCAACUCUUCAAAAUGUAUCUCAAUGA